UGGCGAUGGCUCUGAUCGGAGUUCUGGGUCUCCUCAUCAUUGUCGUCACAGUGCUCGCCAUCAUGUUGGUCAAACUCAGUUUUACGAAGAAAGUUCCAGUUCGCCGACAGAAGCCAUCAGAAAGAACCAUAAGCAAUCCGAAAAGCCAAAACAGCACACAGCCAACCAUUUCUGUGAAUUCCACUACCCAGGAAAACAGAGAGCCGGUGUUGUCUGCUCUGUAUGCCGAGGCUGAGACGCCUCUCACAAAAGAAAGACGGACAACAGACGACCCUUCCCAACAUUAUGCAGAGGCGGGUUCCGCGGAUCAUUAUUCCGAAACACAAGCGUUUUCAGUGAAAGAUGAACCGAAACAACAAAUGGGAGUUAAACGAGGCGGGAAAUACGGCUACUCUACCGUAAACAAAACUCCGAAAAAGAAAACCACAGAUCAGGUGAACAAAUCUACUACCCUGCCUCGCCAUUUGCCAAAUGACAAUGUGUAUAUGCCUUUAACUGAGGGAGAAUACGAUCAUCUAAAUAAACCAAGGGCUAAACAUCCGACCCCGAUGGGAAUUAAACUGAUACCGUACCAACAAGUAAGUUUGAGGAAAAAGAACAAAAGAUCAGAGAAACCCUAUGAUGUACCACCCAGUCAUAACAAAAUGAAUCCCAAGGAAACGUACGACGUCCCUCCAUCCCAAAGUCAAAAAUCAGCAGCUCUGGAAACAUACGAUGUCCCGAAAUCAAAUAGCCAAAUACACGACGCCCAGGAAACGUAUGACGUUCCGACAUCAAAGAGCCAAAUACACGACGCCCAGGAAACGUAUGACGUUCCGACAUCAAAGAGCCAAAUACACGACGCCCAGGAAACAUACGACGUCCCGGGAAGCAACGAGCCCCUGAAUGGCUAUGACGCGCCCAAACAAAACUCGGAUAUAACUUCACUAACUUACGAUGUACCAACUUCAUCUAGCCAGAGUGCCUUUCCAGGCCAAACCACCUACGACAGGCCGCCGAUGAUCCCGUCAGUUCUUCAGGGUAUGUACGACGUCCCGAAGUCUCAGAAAGACAACAAUGCCAGUCCCAAAUCUAGCCCUAAACUGUGAUACACAGUUAUAAUCUCAAUGUGAUUUAAUGCAUCCAGGAAAGUGUUCAUAAAACUAAGAAACCGCAGACAUUCGUUCACUGUUCUCAUCACAAUGUUCACUCUGAACUUUCUACUGACCUCAUUGAUAUGUUCAUGACCUUCAGUCCCUAAGAAGUAGGACAGUUCGCAUUAUCUUGUAUGCAUUAUCGUAAUAUCUCAUUAAUUUAUA
This is a messenger RNA of Ostrea edulis (European flat oyster), 1298 nucleotides long. RefSeq lists its product as uncharacterized. The transcript is spliced from 2 exons. The coding region runs from base 6 to 1088 and encodes 360 amino acids. The record is from RefSeq and is a predicted model, not a curated record. Lineage: Eukaryota; Metazoa; Mollusca; Bivalvia; Ostreida; Ostreidae.